AUGGCGGAGCUGGAUACAGAUUCAGAGAGGAAGAAACACUCCCGUUUGCACAAAAGGGAUGCAGUCAGCUCACUGCUGCUGGCGCCGGACCGCAAGGUGGCCGAGGCGUUGUGGCUGAACAAACAAGACAGCCUCACACGACUUGACGAGCUUCAGCGGCUGUACGAGGAAGCAGUUCGGGCUAGAGAAAUGGUUAAACAUGUGUCGGGAAGCCCCCCAGGGCCGCUGCGUUCAGCAAACGGCUCCAGACGUGCUUCAGCCUCUAGCGAGUUACACGACUACCGAGGCAGGCCGCUCCAUGAUCAGCUGCACGGUGCAUACCGUGCGACUUUACUGUCUCACCAUACGAAGAAUCUGAACCUGAAAGGGUUUAUGAACUUGUUUUUUAUCCUUCUUUUUGUCAUUAAUUUCCGGAUGGUGACGGACAACCUCAUGGAAUAUGGGCUCAUGAUCACCUUCCCAUCGAGCUUUGGAGAUAUCCUGUCGAACUGGCCAAUACUGCUUUGUUUUCUCCUGAUGCAUUUUUGCAUUCUAGGUGCCUUCGUCAUCGAGCGUUUCGUCGCGGCCUGGGUUCCGCAGAUUUUAGAUUGGUCUGAAUGCGUCCUGAUUGGCAUUAACUUUUUUCUGGUCUUCAUCGUUCCAUAUCUAACAGUCGCCCAUUCCUCUUCUGCACCCGCAUCAUCUGCACUGCUCCUGGCAUUUUCAGUCGUAUGGCUCUUUAAACUCUUUUCAUUCCACCAUGUUUGCCUUGAUACGCGGCGAGCUUUGAGGGACGGAGAUAAUUUCCAUGAGCUGUGCUCGAACAACGAGGAGGCUGAGCUUGUUCGGAAAUAUCCGAAUUCCAUAACGCUACGGCAUCUGUACACAUUCAUCUGGAUGCCUACGAUGUGUUUCCAAUUUCAUUAUCCUCGGGUCCCGUGUAUUAGAUGGCUGUCAGUUAUCCGUCAUGUCUUCGAAUCUGCAGCCUGCCUGGCGCUCAUGAAGAUCGUCAUCGACCAAUACAUUGUUCCUGUUGCAAAAAACUCCUUCACGAUAACAGAAAUGCAGUCGAUACCUUUGAGCACGCUUCUUGUCCAUUUCCUUGACAAGGUCACCAAGCUCUCUAUUCCAAAUCUCUAUGUGUGGCUUCUCAUGUUCGUCGGGCUCUUCCACCACUGGUGCAAUAUCCUUGCGGAGAUUACCCGCUUCGGCGACAGACAGUUUUACCUGGACUGGUGGAACGCGUCAAGCUUCGGAGAGUACUGGAGAAAGUGGAAUCUACCGAUUCACCAUUUCCUUAACCGUCACAUAAACAAGCCGCUUCGUCGAGCACGUUUCCCCAAGAUUGUUGCCACGUCCGUCGUCUUCCUAAUUUCUGCGCUCCUUCAUGAGUAUAUGAUCACGGUGCCGCUGCAGCUCGGCUGGACAGGCUGGGUGUUCUUAGGCUUCAUGGCUCAAGCGCCGCUCACCUAUAUAACAAACCUCUCAUUCUUUCAGAGAAAUCCUACGCUUGGGAACUGCUUCUUUUGGUUUAUUUUCUGUUUCUCCGGCCAACCGCUUGGUAUUCUGAUCUACUGGUAUUUGUGGGGAGUGAAGCAUGGAACGGUCCAACAACUAGAUCCGAGUAAAAUCCAGAUAAUGUAG
This is a messenger RNA of Besnoitia besnoiti, 1623 nucleotides long. Its product is annotated as acyl-CoA:diacylglycerol acyltransferase 1-related enzyme. Gene Ontology annotation, molecular function: diacylglycerol O-acyltransferase activity. Lineage: Eukaryota; Apicomplexa; Conoidasida; Eucoccidiorida; Sarcocystidae. The transcript is spliced from 15 exons. Gene Ontology annotation, cellular component: endoplasmic reticulum membrane. The coding region runs from base 1 to 1623 and encodes 540 amino acids. The record is from RefSeq and is a predicted model, not a curated record. Gene Ontology annotation, biological process: triglyceride biosynthetic process.